Nelumbo nucifera (sacred lotus) is the source of this 2178-nucleotide messenger RNA. RefSeq names its product protein GAMETE EXPRESSED 1. The record is from RefSeq and is a predicted model, not a curated record. NCBI's taxonomy places the organism in Eukaryota, Viridiplantae, Streptophyta, Magnoliopsida, Proteales, Nelumbonaceae.
UCUCGUUUCUUGGUUCCCAAGAUUUUCCUGUUAAUCUAUCACUCUCUACGUUCCUCUUUCUCUCCCCGUUUAGGUGUGCGUCGGUUCUCUCAAACUACUGCUUUGAUUGAAGGAGUAUUACUCUUGUUCUGGAGAGAGCUUGCAACUCGUUUUGAUUUGAUUUUUGGUGGGCUUUCAAGAAAGAUUUUUGGUGGGAGAUUCAAAACUACAAAGUGAGAAAGAGAGAGAAACAACACUCAAAAUGAUUCAUCACAUUUCUCGUUUUCUGUUUCUUUUAGUACUGGUAUCUCUUUUACCACACUGCCAGUCAUGGGGUUGGUUCUCUUCUUCCACAACAACAGCCCAUCAGAAUAAUUACCCUUCAAAGACAGUGCUAGCCUCUGAAUUCUCCAUGGCGACUCUAAAUGAUAGAAAGGGAAUUAAGUUGAUUGAAAAUGCAAGAAGCAAGUUGAUCAGUUCUAAUUCGUGUUGGCAAAAUGCUUAUCGGAAUCUCUUUGCUGGGUGUUCAGAAAUUAUUGCUGAUAAAGAGAAGCAAUCUAGACUUGCUUGGCAUCUCAGUGAUUGCUUCCAAAAGGAUUCUGGAAGAACAUCUUUCCCCUCUUGUGAUACUGGUACUCCCAUGGUGAAAUGCCUCAAGAAUUUGGAUGAGUUUGCACAUAAAAUUUACCUUGAAUUCUUCCUUGAAACCAAUUCUAUCUGCCAUCAGUUACAGGCUGAUGCGUUCAAGCAAGAAACUAAGAGGCUGGUUAAUGAUUUAAAGAAGUCUGCUGAAUUAGCAGAAGACAAACUAGAAAUCAUAGAAGAUAGAUCAGAGCAACUAUUACAGAAUUCAAACCAAAUCCAUGAUUCAUUAACUUCAAUAGAUACAAAGACCCAACAAAUAGUGCAGAAGUCAAAGGAUGUUGAAGGUCAGAUUGAUGCUGUACUUGAUAAUUCAAUAGCAAUUUUUGAGCAAUCAAAAGGAAUUGCAGCUUCCCAAUCGGAAUUGCAAGAAGGACAGGAAAAAAUGAAGGAUAUAUUGGAGGGAGGGAUGGCAAUGCUUCAUGAAUCUUACCAGAGUUUGGGUAAAGAAGUGGAGAAGCUAAGAAGUGAGACUGUGGAGAUAGAGAGGGAGAUAAAUAAAGUUGGGGAUUCAAUGUCCUUGAAGAUGAAGAAUCUUCAAGACAAAGCCGAUGAUAUCGGGAAUAUUACAGGUUUAUCAUUGGAUAAGCAAAAGCAACUUCUUGAUGGACAGUCAGUAGCUCUUGAAGGCCUAGAUUUCCUUGCCAAAUUUCAAUCUCAAGCACUAGAAGAAAGCAGGGCUACACUGCAGAAACUAGCUGACUUUGGUCAAAAGCAACAAGAAGAACUUCUCCAGCACCAAGAACAACUCCAACAGGUCCAUGAUCAUCUGGUUGAAAAUUCAAGAUCAAUAUUGGCAGCUCAGGAAGCUUUUGAAUUGAAACAAGAAAGCAUGUUUAUGGCUCUGGACAAGCUCUUCAUGCUGCACAAUGCUAUCUUACUUGAAUCACGUUCAAUUAAAACUUUCUUCUUUUACUCCUUUGCUAUCUUUAUCUUUUACAUGCUCACCAGUGCAAAGCAAACUUAUUGUGUGAGGCCAAGGCUUUAUCUAGGACUGUGUAUCACAUUCUUGGUUGAACUUGCAGUAGUCAGGCUUGGGGCUGAUGACCUUGAUCAGCAAACCUGGAUUGCAUCUAAAAUAUUAAUGACUAGAUCUUUGUUCCUAUUGGUUGCUUCACUUCAGAUACUGUACUCCAUUUUCACUUAUAGGGACUAUGAAGUGUUAAAUCAUCAAAUGCUUUUGAAACUCAUGGAAAAGAUUAACAACAUUGAAAGAAACAAAUUAUUUUCCUUGGAGGACAUAGAGAGUGAUGUGAACUUAUCUUCAUGGAUUGAUACAGAAUUACCAGAAGAUGUUGAUAAUUGUGAAGACCCUGAUUAUACAUUUCCAGAAGAAGUUGGAGAGAAUUCAGUUAUGACCACUUCAAUUACAAGAAAGUAUGAUCUCCGGCCUCGCCAUCGAAGGGGCAUUUAGUUAUUUCUCUCUCUUUGGAAGAAGAUUAAGCUUUUGAGUAUUUUUUAGCUAUUAAAUAAUGAAAAACAUUAAUUAUUCUUGAUGUAUUACUUCCUUUAUGUUGUUAAUAAAAAACAGAAGAACAAUGAGGAAUUUCACUGGAA